UGAAUGAUCUGUAAUGUUUUCUUUAUUGAUUCAUGUUUGAUCUGAGAGCGUUUGAUUUUGAGUCCAAGUGAAAUGGUUUUGCGGUGAUUGUUUGAUUUUGAUGGAAGAGUCAGAGGUUUCCAGAAUUUACUUUGAGUAUUUGGAUUUUUGUAUAAUGUUUUAAGAAAAUUAGUGAUGGUUUCAAGAAACGUGUUUAGCUAUUCAGUAAAAACUGUAAUAUAAACCAGUCAGCCAUCAGCUAUGCUGUCAGAACUGUGUUUUUCUCAGAAACGUUUAAGCAACAGGAAAACUGUAAACUUGUUUUCAUUAUUUUAUUAAUUCAAUUAUAUAUAGAUAUACCUUCAAAGUUUCCAGCUAACAUGCUGCAUAAGUUCAAUUAUUUUUCCAAAGACACAAAACGGUUUUGAUUAACUCAUGCCAGUUAAAUCCGAUUUAAAAAAAAAAAAAAAGUUUUCUCAUACGUUCCCAAGAAGCGCCCCGCAACCAAGACUUUUAUUUUGAAACAGUUUGUUUACGUCUGAGUGUGCGUCUUGCGUCACGCCGUCGCUCGACUCGAGAAGCAGCGUCGAGGUCUUCGUACCACAAACAGCUCAUGUUUUGGGUUUGUAAAGUUUAAAAAUGACGGUGUGCAACUUCUUUCUUCAAGGUCGCUGUAGAUACGGAGACAAGUGCUGGAAUGAACAUCCAAGAGGCGGAAGAGGAGGAGAUUUCAGAGGAAACCAGCAGCCCAGCAGAGGAGGUUAUGGGAACCGUGUGUGGAUAAACCCGUCUCAGCGCAGCGGUGGUGAUUAUGUGCAGCAGUCCUCGUUCUCUCGUGACGGUAAUAACGACUGGAGCCGAGGAGGAGGAGGAGGAGGAGGAGGAGGAACGCCACGAGACGUCAAGAGCUCCGACUUCAGCUUCAGCAGCCAGAACAGAUUCUCAGCGCUCACCUCACACACUCCUUCUGAGAAAGAUGCACAGAGCUCCACGGAUGAUGUGGACACCAUCCAGAAAGACAUGGAGGUCUGGCAGACUUCGGGGCAGUGGCCGUUCUCCUGUUAUUCUGUCCUCCCCGGCAAGCUUUCGGGGUUUGUGGAGGUGUCUCCUGAGGAGCUGAGGCUGGAGUAUUACAGCGGCCGAGCGUCUGGUGAUCUACAGGCUUACAUGAGCUCGGUUCAGCAGCUGGCGGAUCAGUGGAGGAGCAGAGUCCAGGAGCUGAGGAGCAUGAGCAGCUCCACUCGGAUCAGUGUGAUCUCCGAGCUCAAUAACCCCAGUCUCCAAACAUCCACCCCCGGCUCCGGCUUUGGCUCCACCGCGUCAGGGUUUGGAGCCACCUCUUCUUCAUCAUCCUCUUCAUCGACCGGCUUUGGAGCGGCAGGGUUUGGUCAGGGCUCUCAGAGCAGUAGCACGUUCAGCUUCGCCCCGUCUAAGACUGGCUUCGGAGCGGCGUCGAGUACCCAGCAUGCCUCUGGUGUAGUCAGCGGUGUGUUGGCUCAGCCCUCGUCAGGUUUCGGCUGCGCUCCUGCUGCGUCUGCGUCCUCCUUCUCUUUCUCCGAGCCCCAGGCCAGCUCUGUGUCUGUGUCUGUGUCCUCGUUCAGCUUCCGGCCGUCUCCUGGCGAGUCCUCGGCGUCCGCUGUGCUUCAGAGCGGCUCCAGCGGUGUGUUCGGAGCGGACACGGCUCUGUUCUCCACCCACACUGACCUCACAGCAGAGGAACUGAAGGAGUUCACCUCCAAACGCUUCACGCUGGGACAGAUCCCUCUCAAACCGCCUCCUGCGGACCUCCUGGUGCUCUGAUGGGCUUGUCUUUUAAUGCUGGAUUAUUAAAUGUGUUUAUGGACCCAGA
Messenger RNA from Carassius auratus (goldfish), 1828 nucleotides. RefSeq names its product nucleoporin-like protein 2. Gene Ontology annotation, molecular function: metal ion binding. The transcript is spliced from 7 exons. The record is from RefSeq and is a predicted model, not a curated record. Lineage: Eukaryota; Metazoa; Chordata; Actinopteri; Cypriniformes; Cyprinidae. Bases 619 to 1779 code for a protein of 386 amino acids.